GCGGGAGGGCAGGCCGAGGGGCGGGGAAGGGGCGCGGGCCGCUCUCCGGGGCUGUACCGGGCGCCCGCCCAGCCGCAGGCGCCUGCGCUCAGGCUCGCGGGCAUGGGGCGCCCGACCCCGGAGCUGCCGCUGCUGGCGCUGCUGCUGCUGCUGCCGCAAGCGCUGCGCGGGGCGCCCUGCCCCGAGCCCUGCCGCUGCCCGCCCGACGGCGCCCUGAGCUGCCCCGGCCCGCGGAGGAACCUCUCCCGACUAUCACUCACCUAUCUUCCUAUCAAAGUAAUCCCAUCUCAAGCUUUCAGAGGACUUGAUGAAGUUGUAAAAAUUGAAAUCUCUCAGAGUGAUUCCCUGGAAAAGAUAGAAGCUAAUGCCUUUGACAACCUCCUCAAUUUGUCUGAAAUACUGAUCCAGAACACCAAAAACCUAGUGUACAUCGAGCCUGGAGCAUUUACAAAUCUCCCCCGGUUAAAAUACCUAAGCAUCUGUAACACAGGCAUCCGAAAGCUUCCAGAUGUUACCAAGAUCUUCUCCUCUGAAAUUAAUUUCAUUCUGGAAAUUUGCGAUAACUUACACAUAACCACCAUACCAGGAAAUGCUUUUCAAGGGAUGAAUAACGAAUCCAUAACACUCAAACUAUAUGGAAAUGGAUUUGAAGAAAUACAAAGUCAUGCAUUCAACGGGACGACACUGAUUUCCCUGGAGCUAAAGGAAAAUGCCCAGCUGGAGAAGAUGCACAACAGAGCCUUCCAGGGGGCCACAGGGCCCAGCAUCUUGGAUAUUUCUUCCACCAAACUGCAGGCCCUACCUAGCUAUGGGCUGGAGUCCAUUCAGACGCUAAUUGCCACAUCAUCCUAUUCUCUAAAAAAAUUACCGUCAAGAGAAAAAUUUACCAAUCUCCUGGCUGCCACACUGACUUACCCAAGCCACUGCUGUGCUUUUAGAAACUUGCCAACAAAAGAACAGAAUUUUUCAUUUUCCAUUUUUGAAAACUUUUCCCAACAAUGUGAAAGCACAGCAAGGAAACCAAAUAAUGGAACACUUUAUUCUGCCAGCUUUGCUGAGAGUGAACUGAGUGGCUGGGAUUAUGACGAUGGUUUCUGCCCACACAAGACACUCCGAUGUGCUCCUGAACCAGAUGCUUUUAAUCCCUGUGAAGAUAUUAUGGGCUAUGGCUUCCUUAGGGUCCUGAUUUGGCUGAUUAAUAUCCUAGCCAUCAUGGGAAAUGUGACUGUCCUCUUUGUUCUCCUGACCAGUCAUUACAAACUAACAGUGCCCCGUUUUCUCAUGUGCAAUCUCUCUUUUGCAGACUUUUGCAUGGGGCUCUAUCUGCUGCUCAUUGCCUCAGUUGAUUCCCAAACCAAAGGCCAGUAUUAUAACCAUGCCAUAGAUUGGCAGACAGGGAGUGGGUGUAGUGCUGCUGGCUUUUUCACUGUAUUUGCAAGUGAACUUUCUGUCUACACCCUCACAGUCAUCACACUAGAAAGAUGGCACACCAUCACCUAUGCUAUUCAGCUGGACCAAAAACUACGAUUAAGACAUGCCAUUCCAAUUAUGCUUGGAGGAUGGCUCUUUUCUACUCUAAUUGCUAUGUUGCCCCUUGUGGGUGUCAGCAAUUACAGGAAGGUCAGUAUUUGCCUCCCCAUGGAUAUAGAAACCACUCUCUCACAAGUCUACAUAUUAACCAUCCUGAUACUCAAUGUGGUAGCCUUCUUCAUCAUUUGUGCUUGCUACAUUAAAAUUUAUUUUGCAGUUCAAAAUCCACAACUGAUAGCUACCAACAAAGACACAAAGAUUGCUAAGAAAAUGGCAGUCCUCAUCUUCACCGAUUUCACCUGCAUGGCACCUAUCUCUUUUUUUGCCAUUUCAGCUGCCUUCAAAGUGCCCCUUAUCACAGUAACCAAUUCUAAAGUUUUACUGGUUCUUUUUUAUCCUGUCAAUUCUUGUGCCAAUCCAUUUCUGUACGCGAUUUUCACAAAGGCAUUCCGAAGAGAUUUCUUUCUGUUGCUGAGCAAAUUUGGCUGCUGUAAACAUCGGGCUGAACUUUAUAGAAGGAAGGAUUUUUCAGCUUAUACCUCCAAGUGGAAGAAUGGCUUCACUGGAUCAAAUAAGUCUUCCCAGCCCACCUUGAAGCUGACCACAUUGCACUGCCAAUAUACAGCUGUCCCAGACAAGACUUGAUGUAGAGAGUGUUAACUGUUAUAUCAGUAACCACAUUACUGGAUUGUACUUAAAUAUGUAAAAAAUUAUCUGUACCAGUAACUUUAACAAAGAGUUGAUUUUAGGAAAUUAUUUAUUCUUGGGCACACUGGGCAAAGAGAGACCUCUACACCUAGCUCAAAGUGUGGUCCAUGACCACUGCCAGUCUAAAAACUAUUUGGCAUUGAUACAUGAUGACAUACAAUGCAGAAGCUGAGAGUGUUUAGAAACUAACAGCAAUUUUGACGGAGUAAUUUUAUGUCUGUUGAAUCUAGUAUUUAAAAAAUGAGGUAGUAUUUUGCAUAUCUUUGAUAUUUUUCUCUCAUUUCAUCUUUGUAGUAAUUUUUGUUACAUUUUACAAAAAUAUUAGUCCAUAACAGAUUGGAAAUUUAAAAUAACUAGUCCUUUUCUUCAGACAGUUUGAGAAACACAUUCUAGAGAUGCACUGUCCAAUCUGGUAGCCCCUAGCCACAUGUACCUAAAUUAAAAUUAAAUUAAAAAUGUAGCUUCUCAGUUGCACUAGCCACAUUUCAAGUGCUCAAUAGCCACACGUGACCAGUGGUUAUCAUAUUGGACAGCAUAGAUAGAAAACAUUUUCAUCAUCACAGAAAGUUCUAUUGGAUAGUGUUGUUCUAGAGACUUUUAUCUAUCCCCUGUCUAGGUUCUACUAUUUAAAAUUUAAUGUAAGGCAAGCAACUAAAGGCACAUUUCAGCCUAUUUUCUUGGUUCAGUGUUUAACCUCUAAAGAGCAAUGAAUCAUUGAAGAGUACAUUGUAAACACCUUAUGGGGAGGAAUCCUGUCUCAGUUUUGUGUGCCUGUCUCCUAGCUCAGGAUCUUAGCACUGGUAUGCAUCAAAUGUGCUGAAUUACACUGAAGUUAUGAAAUCUAUAAGGAAAAAAAUGUUUUUUUUCCUUUUAGGGUCCCAUCUUUUUAUUUAAAAGAAAACUUUGAAUAUUUAAAAAUAUUUAACUUUCAUCAUUUCUAUCCUCUGGGGGAUAUAGAAAAAGAUAUCCAAUAUUUGCUAGAAACUAUUUUUAUUUAUCAGAACUGACUCUUACAGGAUAACGAAAUUAUGGUUUUAAGUGCAGUGUUUUUUGUAUGCUCCUUUGACUUUUUAAAAUAAAUUUUAUUGAAAGCUUA
This is a messenger RNA of Equus caballus (horse), 3334 nucleotides long. It is a transcript of the gene LHCGR, whose product is annotated as luteinizing hormone/choriogonadotropin receptor. Gene Ontology annotation, molecular function: G protein-coupled peptide receptor activity; luteinizing hormone receptor activity; protein binding. The record is from RefSeq and is a predicted model, not a curated record. Gene Ontology annotation, cellular component: plasma membrane. NCBI's taxonomy places the organism in Eukaryota, Metazoa, Chordata, Mammalia, Perissodactyla, Equidae. Gene Ontology annotation, biological process: hormone-mediated signaling pathway; adenylate cyclase-activating G protein-coupled receptor signaling pathway; activation of adenylate cyclase activity.